Molecule: messenger RNA, 627 nt
Organism: Bolinopsis microptera
Lineage: Eukaryota; Metazoa; Ctenophora; Tentaculata; Lobata; Bolinopsidae
Exons: 4
Coding region: 20-595 (191 amino acids)
Cellular component (GO): collagen trimer
Molecular function (GO): extracellular matrix structural constituent
Source: RefSeq, a predicted model, not a curated record
CCUCUCCACCUGGGUGGAAAUGAGUGAGGUAGACAACUACAUCUCCAGGUGUAUAGUGUGUGAGAGCAUCUACAGUUUGGUGAUUGUUCACAGUGAUGAUGAUCAGCCUUCCUGUCCUGAGGAUCAGAUUGUUGUAACUCCCGAGGGGAAAGAGGAGUAUUUGGAAUAUGAGGUUGCUUGUCACCCCGGUGAUGAAAACAGACGAGUCCCCAGCAAAGCUGCUCCAUACGGUCAAGACUGUCAAGAUGCAGAUACACCUUGGUAUGGGUACAGCUUCUGGCAGAUAUCUGACGGAAACUUCGGUUUGGGCGUUACAUCAGAGUCUGCUGCGGCAUGUCUCACCAAGUUCUCAAUGUUGCCCAUUGUUAAGUGCAAAGAGAUGGCUCCUGGGCGGGAAAUGUGCACUAUCUCUAAAGACAGCACUGUUAAGUCUUACUGGCAGAUGAAGGAGGGAGAGGAAUCAGAGAUUAACAACAUAGAAUUUUACGAUUCCGAAAGAUUCUUCAAGAGAUGUGCUGUCUGCAGAAGACCUGAAGCUAAGAAAUUGGUCCUUCAAGGAAGCAGCUGGUCUUUUGAAUCGAAGAAAAGAGUUUAAGAUAUAAACGGCUAUAAUGGUUGUUUUUGGGA